CGUCCCGGCCGGGCCCCCUUCCGGCCCCACGGCCGCGCGCACUGGCGCCUCUGGGCCACUCGUUCCGCUCGAUCCUGGAGGGAGGCGGCCCUUGGUCCAUGGGAGAUGUCAGAUUGAAGUGAGUGAAUUCAGAUAUAACUCACGCUUGUUAGAGGGCUUUUUAAAAAUAAAAAAUUGAUUCUGUGCAUGAGAGCAAGUUACUGCUGCUUACCGUUCAGAGACUUACAGGUGCUUGCCUGCACUGCAAUAAAGGACUCAAAUAUUGAGCAAGACUUAUAUUUAUCUCUUCAUUUUGGAGAGCCUAAUAAACUGUUAUUACAGUUUCUUUACUGACUUUCAAAAGCUUUGAAGUUUGAAAGAGACACCUUUGCAAUUAACACAGCAUGAGCACGGCCAGAACAGAGAACCCUGUUAUAAUGGGUCUGUCCAGUCAAAAUGGUCAGCUGAGGGGCCCUGUGAAGCCCAGUGGUGGCCCCGGAGGAGGGGGCACACAGACACAGCAACAGAUGAACCAGUUGAAAAACACCAACACAAUCAAUAAUGGCACUCAGCAGCAAGCACAGAGUAUGACCACCACUAUAAAGCCUGGUGAUGACUGGAAAAAGACUUUAAAACUCCCUCCAAAGGAUCUAAGAAUCAAAACUUCGGAUGUGACUUCCACAAAAGGAAAUGAGUUUGAAGAUUACUGUUUGAAACGGGAGUUACUGAUGGGAAUUUUUGAAAUGGGCUGGGAAAAGCCAUCUCCUAUUCAGGAGGAGAGCAUUCCCAUUGCUUUAUCUGGUAGGGAUAUCUUAGCUAGAGCAAAAAAUGGAACAGGCAAGAGUGGUGCCUACCUCAUUCCCUUACUUGAACGGCUAGACCUGAAGAAGGACAAUAUACAAGCAAUGGUGAUUGUUCCCACUAGAGAACUUGCUCUACAGGUCAGUCAAAUCUGCAUCCAGGUCAGCAAACACAUGGGAGGGGCCAAAGUGAUGGCAACCACAGGAGGAACCAAUUUACGAGAUGACAUAAUGAGGCUUGAUGAUACAGUGCAUGUGGUAAUCGCUACCCCUGGCAGAAUCCUGGAUCUUAUCAAGAAAGGAGUAGCAAAGGUUGAUCAUGUCCAGAUGAUAGUAUUGGAUGAGGCAGAUAAGUUGCUGUCACAGGAUUUCGUGCAGAUAAUGGAGGAUAUUAUUCUCACAUUACCUAAAAACAGGCAGAUUUUACUAUAUUCUGCUACUUUCCCUCUUAGUGUACAAAAGUUCAUGAAUUCCCAUUUGCAGAAACCCUAUGAGAUUAACCUGAUGGAGGAACUAACUUUGAAGGGAGUAACCCAGUACUACGCAUAUGUAACUGAGCGCCAGAAAGUACACUGCCUCAACACACUUUUCUCCAGGCUUCAGAUAAACCAGUCAAUCAUUUUCUGUAACUCCUCUCAGAGAGUUGAAUUGCUAGCCAAGAAGAUUUCUCAACUGGGUUAUUCUUGCUUCUAUAUUCAUGCUAAAAUGAGGCAGGAACAUCGAAAUCGUGUAUUUCAUGAUUUCCGAAAUGGCUUAUGCCGCAAUCUUGUUUGCACUGAUCUGUUUACCCGAGGUAUUGAUAUACAAGCUGUGAAUGUGGUAAUAAACUUUGACUUCCCAAAGCUGGCAGAGACCUAUCUUCAUCGUAUUGGAAGAUCAGGUCGCUUUGGUCAUCUUGGCUUAGCCAUCAACUUGAUCACAUAUGAUGAUCGCUUCAACCUGAAAAGUAUUGAGGAGCAGCUGGGAACAGAAAUCAAACCUAUCCCAAGCAACAUUGACAAGAGCCUAUAUGUGGCAGAAUACCACAGCGAGCCUGUAGAAGAUGAAAAACCAUAACAAGCAUGCUUUGACAAACUACAGAAGGCUCCUUUGGAUCUGUGACACAUCUUUUUUGGGGGGUGGUCUUCUCUUUGUGGGUUUUUCAUCUUUUAUUUUGGAACUAUGAAGACUUAAAAGAGCUCAGACAUUUUUCUUUUUUAACUGGUGAAGAGAAAACUGAAAAGAAGGAAAAUACCUUUUUUGUUCUACUUGUUUGCACUGUGUGCUGACUGAACAUUAGUUGCACUAACUGCUGGUUUUUUAAAAAUGUUUUCUGGGGAAAGGGACAAGGAAGGAGGAAAAGAAGAGAAGGGGAGAAACCCUAAAAAGAGAAGAAUCUUGAUGAACACACAAGCUUGUCUACAAUUUUGAAAUUCUCCAACAGCUGACUCUUGAGUGCAUUUCAACUUCUCCGUGAUUACUCAUCCGUUUUUUAAGCCUGAAGAGCUUAUUACUUAUUUGUGCGAAGUGCCUUAUGCUAUGAGACCAUUCAGAAUAUCAUCUUUUAGACACAGCCCAAGGAAUUAACAGAGUAAUUUCUUCAUUUUUUUCCCCUUUUCUUUUUAAAAAAUUUUUGUCUGUUCAUUUUGGUUUCACAUUGAAGUCUCUCUUCCCUUUCUACCCAGUACUCAAGCCCAGGGCUGGAAGAUGAAACUUACUAGUAAUGUUAAGUACCAUUUUUAUUUUCUUUAUGUGGAGGAGUUGAUAUGCAACUGCAGUUCAUCCGCACUGUAAAUACAUGUAUUUAAGAAAACAAUCCCAAGUAAAAAUUUCUUCUGGGCUGAGUAGAUAUAACAUCAUCGCUCCCAAAGGAAAGAGCAGUCUGUCAUUGCAGGAGCCAUAUGACAAGCCUUUGUGCUCUAUAGCAGAACACUAAAGACUGGUUUACAUACGCCUCCAUUAGCAGUAUGGCACUUGAUGUGUAGACAUGUCAGAGCCUCGACCCUCUUUCCUCUGUGGCAAAGCGCGUCCCAUAGAAAAUUGGGUGUGUAUACUUGUAUAAACUUUGUAAAUAAGUUUUUUUCUGGGUUCACAUAUAUAUAUAUAUAUAUAUAUAUAUAUAUAUAUAUUAUUUUUUUUUGGAUGAAGGUUGCUGGGAUUAAGGGGAUUAGAGUGAUUAUGGGAGCAGCAAAAGAUGAGAGGGGCUCAGUUUUCCGCAACACUACAUUCUCAAAAAGUCCUUUGGCCUCUUACUGUAGAGAGCAGACCUCAAUGGGGACCCUGUGUAAGAAAAGGGACCCAGAAGUCUGGGAUGCACUGUUUGCUGCCAUGCUGUCUCAUUAUAUGGAACAGUCUUAACCAGAGAGCAAGAAAGCUUUAAAAAUCUAUAAUCAAGAUGAAUUUUUAAGAAGCUCUCUGAUUUUGCAUUUCCCUUUCUAAAAGAGCAACUUUCAAACUGCAGAAGGGAGCAAAGAUUAAUCUACUUUGCAGUAUGAGAAUUCAGUUGAGUGGCAGCAUCUUUGAGUAGAAUAUGUAUAAAGCAUGAAUUUGCAUUUCAGAAUACUUAGCCAGUACCAGCUUUGGCAGUGUUAGCAGUUCUGGAACUUAAUUUUCUGUGGGUCAUCUCCUGUAGUGUUACAAGUGUGUUGCCCUCUGCCCAUGUAAACUUGCAGGCAUGGGCAACCCAAGAGCUGUUAACUUUCAUGCUACAGAAAGCUGCUUGCCAUCCUCUUGCGUUGUUGACAAGAAUCUUUACCUGUCAUUUCGCAUUGUAAAUUGCUGGCAAAUGCUUAACAGUCAAUAGUGUUGCUUUAAAUUGUGCCCCUCCCAACAUGCUUGAUGUUUGGCCUGAUCUCCAGGCAAAAGGCGUGAGAUGAAUCAAAACCAGUGAACUUUUUUUUUUUAAUGUUUUUAAUUCCCUUUUAACCCACUGUACUAGGUCAAUCAGGAGUCAUCUAGGAAAAAAAAAGCAAAACAUAAAAUUAAAAAAAAAUUGAUUUCCAUAUUCUGUCCUUUCUCAAAACCCUAAAAUAUUACAAGAUAAACCCUGCAUAUGCUUUCAUGCUUAACUCAUCUGGAUAAAGAAAUCAAUUAUUUGAAGUUGCUUUUUUGACUCUGCCUAGUUCUAAGUAAAACUAUUUGCAAGUUACCCAAAAUUCCUUGAGGAUCAAAAUCCUACAGAUGUCUCCUGAUCAGACAUGACAUAGCCCUGACUCUUUAACUGUAGAAAGAGCUGCAUAGUACAAACCCUAAAAAGAGCAAGGUUAUUUCUUUGGAAUCCAACUCAACUUACCCAGUGUUGGUUACUAAACACAAAUCCUAAUUAAGGACAUUAAAUUUUAUCUUUUUUCCAGGGAGGGGUAAGGGUGGGGACUUAAAAGGUGUCAUCUUUUAACCAACAAAUCUUGCCCUUGUACUGAUGCAGCUUUCUCCCCCACUUCUAGCGAGAGAAGAGGGAUCAUUCUUGUAAAAGCAAGGAGUAUAAAUGUAAUUGUAUAUCUCGCUAGAAAAUGGGCGACUAAACAAAAAGUGCAGUCUCCUUGUCAACCUUAGACUGCUCUGCCUGGUGCCACAUGCCUGUUGGGUCCCUCUUAAAGCACAGACUUAAAAUUGAAAGUAUUACUGAAGUACAGCCUCUGAUGAGGAGUGGCACUUAAAACUAUCUGGGAUGCCAGGAUUGGACACUAUCCUUUAAUGAGGCAGCUGUCCAGUUUUGGUGCUUGACUCAAAUAGGAAUUGUUAAAGGAAAGAUGCUCUAAUGACUAGGUCAAGCCUAGUCUUUUUUUUUUUUUUUUUUAUCCCUCAAAAUAAGAAUUGUUACUUUUGGAAAUUGUCUUUAGAUUCUAAUAUUGGAUUUGUUUCUAAGUAAUGGUUAUAUAUAUUUUUUCCAGUGGUUCAUUUAGAUAAGAAAUAGUCCCUAUAGUAAAACUAUAUCCAACUCAUGUUCUGAAGGUGAAAGAAGCUAUUGCCUUUACUUGAGAGUGGAAUAAGUUUAUCCUAAAAGAUUGUUCUCAGGAAGAAGUAAGAAAGAGGAAAACCUAAAUAUAUUUCGGAAUUAUUUUCAAGUUGGUCCCAGCAUUGAUGAACAUAGGGUUGGCCCAAAAAUGUUGGGGUGGGGUGGGUGGUUAUCAGUAUUGAUUUUCAGAAUGAGAUGGGAGCAUCUUUCCCUAGUCACUUGCUUUGUGUUUGAUACCAUCAUACUGGGUUAGAACAAGAUGACUCAGCACAAAGCCUUGAGUGUAGAUUGUUGGAAUCAAAACAUCUCAUUCUGAUCACUUGAUUUAAUUUUUUUUUUUUUAAAUAACGGGUGGGAGGGAGGGUACCAUGUCCCCAAAAGGGAGGGUGUCUGCACUAAGGAUUUAGAAACACUUUGGAAGCUCAUAAUAACCUCAUCAGAAACUGCCUUUAGCCACACUCCUGACCUACUAGAUGAGUAACAAAAAGAUAAGUUCUUGGGAAUUAAGCCAUGUUAUUUUAAUUUGCUGUGUUUUUUUCAAUUGUCAUAUGUAUCUUUAAAAUUGUUACUGUGGAAUCAUUUUCUUGCCAAAUAGCUUUGUCAGGCAAAAUUAUUGACCUCAUAGGAACUAAAAUAAGUCAGCUUUUUGGUGAACUUAGGUGGACUUUCGAGACCUUGUACUUUAUAUUCAUAAAGGGUUUUUUGUUUUGUUUUGUUUUUUUUCUUUACUCCAAAGGAAAAUCUAAACUCUUCUCUCAUCCUAAAACUCAUCUUUAGGGUAAAGAGUUAAGUGUCCAAAGGUUGUCAGAGUUCAUGAGGUCAGAGGGAGCUAGCCUGGCACCUGGACUCUGCCCCUCCAUAACUGACAGAUUCUAACAGAAGUGUAUUUAAAUUCUCCAGUAGCUGAUGCUGGGCAGGGCAAGGGAGGGGUAGGGCUGGGUUGUUAAGAUACAGGCUCCUGUAUUUUAACCAGUGGUUGUUGGGGAGGGGUGCCUGGAGAAAACAAAGUUACUUCCCUUUUUUUUGAAACAAAACAAACUUUAAAAAAUGUAAUUUUUGUUCAUUAAAAACGGGAGAAAAUUCCAGUGUCCCUAGCCACAAGGGACCAGUUCCACUGAGAAGUGAACAGUGGGAACUCAAAAUUUUGAAAACAUUUAGGAAAAGAGAAAAUUGGCUUUCUGUUAAUUGGCAAGUGUUCCAGUGGGGCUCUGUUUUUGUAGGGAUGUGUUAUGUUGUAUGUACGUGUAUGUGGACCAGAGUCUGCUGAGUUUUAUAAGGUUCAGAAAAAUGGUUGGAAAAAUCUUGAUUUUUGUUAAUUUAUCUCAAUAAAAGCCCACUGGAACUCCAAA
Messenger RNA from Heterocephalus glaber (naked mole-rat), 6062 nucleotides. RefSeq names its product DEAD-box helicase 6 (gene Ddx6). Lineage: Eukaryota; Metazoa; Chordata; Mammalia; Rodentia; Bathyergidae. The record is from RefSeq and is a predicted model, not a curated record. Gene Ontology annotation, molecular function: RNA helicase activity; nucleic acid binding; ATP binding.